AUGGCGAGCUUCAGGGUCGCCGACGCGUCGGAGUACCUGGCCAUCACGGGCUGGGGCAUCGACGACGUGAAGCUGGCGAAGAAGGCGUGGGUGUUCGUGGGCCAGCAGUGCAAGAAGUUCGACAUCACUCCGGUCAACUACGAGUUCGAGAUCAGCGACGACGGCAGCCACGGAGCCUCCCUGCUGCUCUACGCCAAGCUCAUCGCGCCGCACGACAAGAACUCGUCCCACGUCCGCGAGCUCGUCAGGGGCGUCAUCGAGGGCGAGACGCGCGUGCUGGCGGCGUCCAUGACCAUGGAGCAGAUCUUCCAGGGCACCAAGUCGUUCAAGCAGGCGGUGUUCGAGAACGUGCAGCUGGAGCUCAACCAGUUCGGCCUCUACAUCUACAACGCCAACGUCAAGCAGCUCGUCGACGUGCCCGGGCAGGAGUACUUCUCGUACCUGGGACAGAAGACGCAGCAGGGCGCGGUGAACCAGGCCAAGGUCGACGUCGCCGAGGCGAGGAUGUUGGGCGCCGUCGGGGCCAAGGAGCGCGAUGGCACGACGCUGCAGAAGGCUGCCGAGGUCGACGCGCAGACCAAGGUCUUCAGGGUGCGACAGGAGGCCAUCGGGAUCAAGGAACAGGCCAAGGUGGAGGCCGAGGUCAAGGUGUUCGAGAACGAGAGGGAGGCCGUCGUCGCCGCCGCCAAGGCGGAUCUCGCCACCAAAGAAGGCGGCGUGGGACAGACAGACCAAGGUCGCCGAGGUCGAGGCUUCCAAGGCCGUCGCCAUACGAGAGGCCGAGCUCCAGAUGGAGGUGGAGCAGAAGAACGCGCUGCGCCUCACCGAAAAGCUGAAGGCGGAGCAGCUCAGCAAGGCUACGGUGCAGUCCAAGACUCUAACGCCGCGCUCUACAGCCGGCAGAAGGCCGCGGAGGCCAAGCUGUACGAGCAGCAGAAGGCCGCGGAGGCCCGCAAGGCGCAGGCGGACGCCCAGUUCUUCGAGCAGAAGCUGGCCGAGGACGCCAAGCUGUACGCCAAGCAGAAGGAGGCGGAGUCGCUGGCCACGGUGGGCAAGGCGAAGGCGGACUACGUGGCGGCGAUGCUGCAGGCGCUGGGCGGCAACUACCACGCGCUCCGCGACUUUCUGAUGAUCGACGGAGGCCUGUACCAGGAAAUGGCGCGCAUCAACGCCGGCGCCGUGAGCGGGAUGCAGCCCAAGAUAAGCAUCUGGACCGGCGCGGACGGCGCGGGCGCGGGCGCGGGCGGUGACGUCGGCGCCAGCAGCAGCGGCGGCGCCGCGAUGCAGCAGGUGGCCGGCGUCUACAAGAUGCUCCCGCCGCUGCUCUCGACGGUGCACGAGCAGACGGGGAUGCUCCCGCCGGCGUGGAUGGGCGCGCUGCCCAAGGACGAGGCCAACUGA
Messenger RNA from Miscanthus lutarioriparius, 1401 nucleotides. The record is from the annotation of a GenBank genome assembly. NCBI's taxonomy places the organism in Eukaryota, Viridiplantae, Streptophyta, Magnoliopsida, Poales, Poaceae.